Molecule: messenger RNA, 2749 nt
Organism: Pteronotus mesoamericanus
Lineage: Eukaryota; Metazoa; Chordata; Mammalia; Chiroptera; Mormoopidae
Gene: CCSER1
Product: coiled-coil serine rich protein 1
Exons: 11
Coding region: 329-2749 (806 amino acids)
Source: RefSeq, a predicted model, not a curated record
AAUAGUCGCCGACCGACUGCCAAUCCGCCUCUCUCUCUCAACAACAUGACUGACUGGGAAGCGGUGGCUCAGGCAGAGCAGCUCUGCGGGCGCAGGCAAGAGGAGCAGGAGGAUUAUUAAAUAACGCAGCUCGACUCUGUGCAACUGGGAGUGGAGAGAAGGAGCCCAACAGCGGAGAAGGGAGGGAGGGCAGAGGAGGGGGUCCAGGAAAGACACCCCCGUGCCCCGAAGACAUAAACCCCGGAGUGCCCGGGAAGAGCCUUAACAAGCGGCGCGGAGCCCUCAAGGCUGCUAAGUUGGCUAUCACAGUGCAAGCUUUGGGGUCCCAAUGGGGGACUCUGGAUCAAGACGAUCUACCCUGGUCUCCCGGUUGCCAAUAUUCAGAAGAAGCAUUAGCAGAAGACAUGAUUCUCUUCCUUCUUCACCCUCCUCCAGUAACACAGUUGGCGUCCACAGUUCCUCUCCUUCCAGCACUAACUCAAGCUCAGGUAGUACAGGUAAACGCAGGAGCAUAUUCCGUACUCCUUCUAUUAGCUUCCACCAUAAGAAGGGGAGUGAACCUAAGCAAGAACCUACCAACCAGAACCUUAGUAUUUCAAAUGGUGCUCAACCUGGUCACAGCAGUAUGCAAAAACUGAGUUUGGAAGAACAUAUUAAAAUCAGAGGAAGACAUUCUGUUGGUUUUAGUAGUUCACGAAAUAAGAAGAUAACAAGGUCUUUGACAGAAGAUUUUGAAAGGGAAAAGGAACACUCAACUAAUAAGAAUGUCUUUAUAAAUUGCCUAAGUUCUGGCAAAAGUGAGGGGGAUGAUUCUGGAUUUACAGAAGAACAAACUCGCCGUUCUGUUAAGCAGUCAACAAAAAAGCUGCUUACUAAAUCUUUUUCAUCGCACUAUAAAUUUUCUAAGCCAGUGCCACAGAGCCAGUCCAUUUCAUUGGAACAACAGGCUGAGUUCUCACUGGAAAUUACACAGUACCAAGAGAGAGAACCUGUAUUAGUCAGAGCUUCUCCAUCUUGUUCUGUGGAUGUAACAGAACGGGCAGGAAGCUCUUUACAAUCUCCAUUGCUUUCUGCUGAUCUUACCACAGCUCAGACACCUUCAGAGUUUUUAGCCUUGACUGAAGACUCUGUGUCUGAAGCAGAUGCAUUUUCAAAAAGUGGAAGCAUGGCAUCCCACUGUGACAACUUUGGCCACAAUGAUUCUACCUCUCAGAUCUCUUCCAAUCCUGGUGCCGUUCCAAAGGCAACAGUAGACCUUAUGGGAACUGUUUCCAGUGCAAUUAUGUCUCCUGGGAAAUAUAGGUUAGAAGGUCGUUGUAGCACUGACUCUAAUUCCUCACCAGAAACCUCUGCUGCUAAUCAGAAGGAAGUGUUAUUGCAAGUCACUGAGCUCCCUCUCACCAAUGGGAGUGACUCAAAGACUCACCUGUCAACAGAUGCUCAAGGAGGAGAACAUAUGGGAUUACAAAACGGUGACACAAUGUUGGUGACAAGCUCCCCGAGGAAACUUGGAUUUUAUGAGCAACAUAAAGUGAUAGCUGAACGUGUUAAAGGGAUCCAUCCUAUAUCAGAUUCAAGAAUAAUACCUUCUUCUGGUGAUCGUCAUAUUUUUAACAAAACAUGUGGAUAUGAUGCAAAUCCUGCCAAAGUUCUUGCCAGUAGCCUCAGUCCAUAUCGUGAGGGAAGAUUUAUAGAGAGACGACUGCGGUCCUCAUCAGAAGGAACUGCAGGGAGUAGCAGAAUGAUUUUGAAACCAAAAGAUGGAAAUGCAGAAGAAGUUAAUAGUUUAAGAAAGCAAAGAGCAGGUUCAUCAUCUUCAAAAAUGAACAGCAUGGAUGUUUUAAAUAAUUUGGGAUCUUGUGAACUGGAUGAAGAUGAUCUAAUGCUUGAUCUAGAAUUAUUAGAGGAACAGAAUCUUCAUCCUCCUGUUUGCCGGGAGGAUUCAUACCACUCUGUAGUCUCAUGUGCUGCCGUAGUUCUCACUCCUGUGGAGCCAACGAUAGAAAUGAAGAAAAGAGAAGAACUAAAAUUUCCUGAACCUUCCAAACAGAACCUUUCACUGAAAUUAACAAAAGACAUUGAUCAGGAAGCCAGGUGUUCCCAUAUUAGCCGCAUGCCCAGCAGUCCAUCCGCAGAUUGGCCCCUGCAAGGUGUAGAAGAAAAUGGAGGCAUAGAUUCUCUGCCAUUCAGACUGAUGUUACAGGACUGCACAGCCGUCAAGACAUUAUUAUUAAAGAUGAAGAGAGUUCUUCAAGAGAGCGCAGACAUGAGCCCAGCAAGUAGCACCACUUCACUUCCUGUUAGUCCUCUUACUGAAGAGCCAUUGCCUUUCAAGGAUAUAAUGAAAGAUGAAUGCUCAAUGUUGAAGCUGCAGCUGAAGGAGAGAGAUGAACUCAUUUCCCAACUUCAGGAAGAGCUGGAAAAAGUAAAGCAUUUACAGAAGGCGUUUGCUUCAAGAGUAGAUAAAUCCACACAGACUGAAGUUCUAGGCUAUGAUGGUUUGAACCUGAAAAGACUGGAGGCAGGACAAGGCGGGAGAGAGUCUCUUUCCUUUGUUCUUUCCCUUUCCUUUCUCUAUCCUUCCCUUUCCCUUUCUCUCACUUUCCCCCUUUCCCUUCCAUUCUUUCAAGAUAUAAGUCUGACAAGCCAAGGAAAAGAGGAUCCAGGGUUCAAGAGGUGUCAUCAUUGUCAGUGGCCAGUCCCUGGGGUGAGGAAGCAGCUCAUAGAGUCAAAGACUAUUUACAAGUAA